This is a messenger RNA of Electrophorus electricus (electric eel), 8163 nucleotides long. It is a transcript of the gene plcb3, whose product is annotated as phospholipase C, beta 3 (phosphatidylinositol-specific). Gene Ontology annotation, molecular function: phosphatidylinositol-4,5-bisphosphate phospholipase C activity; calcium ion binding; calmodulin binding. Gene Ontology annotation, cellular component: cytoplasm. Gene Ontology annotation, biological process: G protein-coupled receptor signaling pathway; phosphatidylinositol-mediated signaling; release of sequestered calcium ion into cytosol. NCBI's taxonomy places the organism in Eukaryota, Metazoa, Chordata, Actinopteri, Gymnotiformes, Gymnotidae. The record is from RefSeq and is a predicted model, not a curated record.
UCUCUGAACUAUUGAACAUGCCUUUGUGAUCUUUAAGUGUUCCAUCCAACACAAUGUGAUUAUGAGGAAGAAGGCAAAACAGACGAGCUCAAGGUCAAGUGGUGAUUGCUGACAUGUGCUUAAGAAAUUAAGAGGAGGGCAGUGUGUUUUAGUGCAUUAAACAUUCCUUUACGCCGUGAUAUUCUUUCACCUGAUUACAGUCUGCUAUGGGUUAUGAGUAGUUUCGUUCAAAGUUACCUAACACCACUUGUUCGUUUUUUUUUAAUGUAGUUAGAAUGUUUAUAAUAUGAGGAGUAUUCUCCAUGGUCUCACUUCACACUUCAUCGUGGGUAUUCUUUUAUGUAGGCCAUUUAAGUUUCCUAAAAACGCCUUAAACGGUUGCUGUGGGGAGAACUGUGGCCAUUUAGACCAUUUGAGUCAUUUCAGAGAUGUACACUUGCCGCCAUGUAACCAGAACACGCCUCUGUGGAAGGCUGGAAUGACAGCGCUCGGCGGGGAGAAAAGCACUCACUUCCUCACCUCCCCCUGGAUCGCUCUCACUCUCCUCCUCUUGUUUAUUUCGUGAAAACAUGAAGGAAAGCGAACCAUUUCCAGCGGAGACGAAAGUCAAGUGAAAGUUUUUUUUUUCUCCUAGAGCUUUCGAAGGAAAGGGGGGGGGGGAAAGGCCAUCAUUAGCAGGCGGAUGGACGGCAGGAAGGAAAAGAUCAAUUCAAUUCCGUGCGACGAUAAGAGCGUAAAUGAAUAUACGGUGUACGAAGUCUUAAGCUGCGCUCGCCCGCACUGCGGAACACACUCGCCCGGUUGUUAAUGUGGGACUUUGAGACUGGCAACUUCGGGAAGUUUUGGUUGUUUUUUUUUUCCCUCUCUCUCUCUCCAAGUUUGCGCAGCCGCCCGCAGAGUAGAAACCUCGCGUCAGGUUCCUUCUCCUUCACCCCGGAAAGGUCUCAAGCUCACGGGUUCAGGACGCCGAAGUCGGAGAGGCGUCGUCCCUCGCUGUGGUAGCCGUCAUGGCUGGGGCAAAACCGGGAGUUCACGCUCUCCAACUCAAACCGGUGUCCGUCCAUGAAACACUAAAGCGGGGGAGCAAAUUCAUCAAAUGGGAUGAGGAACCCAACAACAGUGUGCCCACCUUGGUCACUCUGAAAGUGGACCCUAAUGGAUUCUUCCUCUACUUGACGGGCAGCUCCAGCAUGGAUGUCGAGAUUGUGGAUAUCAGCCAUAUCAGGGACACCAGAACAGGGAGGUUUGCCAAGACACCAAAGGACCUUCGUGUGCGAGAACUGCUGGGCUUGGUCAAAGGCGAGGGGAAUGCGGAAGGUAAGCUAGUGACAGUUGUCUACGGCAACGACCUGGUCAACGUCUCCUUCCUCAACUUCCAGGCCAUGCAGGAGGACACUGCCAAGGUGUGGACCGAAGAGCUGUUUAACCUUGCUACAAACAUACUGUCACAAAAUGCCUCGCGCAACACCUUCUUAUUCAAAGCAUACACCAAGCUCACUCUGCAGUCGACCCAGGACGGGAGGAUCCCAGUGAAGAAUAUUCUGAAGAUGUUCUCCGAUAAGAGGCGAGUGGAGACUGCACUGGAGCAUUGUGGCCUUUUGACUAAGAGGGCAGAUGGGAUCAAGCUGGACGAGUUCACGUGGGAGAAGUUCCAGAGCUUCCUCAACAACUUGUGCAUGAGGCCUGAGAUUGACCACAUCUUCAUGGAGCUUGGAUCUAAAGGAAAGCCCUUCCUCUCUCUGGAUCAGCUGAUGGACUUCAUCAACCAUAAGCAGAGGGACUCGCGUCUGAACGAGGUGCUGUACCCGCCCCUCAAACGUGAACAGGUCCGCCAGAUCAUGGAGAAAUACGAGACCAAUGCCAGCCAGCUCGAGAGAGAUCAGAUCUCCCUGAUGGGCUUUGGUAAGUUUCUAGGAGGAGAUGAAAACGCAGUCGUCCCCCCUGAAAGGUUUGACAUCAUGGAUGAUAUGAACCAACCACUAUCCCACUAUUUCAUCAACUCCUCACACAACACCUACCUCACAGUGGGCCAGUUAACAGGGCCCUCCUCAGUAGAGAUGUACAGGCAGGUGCUUCUGACAGGCUGCCGCUGUGUUGAGCUGGACUGCUGGAAGGGCCGGCCCCCUGAUGAAGAGCCCAUCAUCACACACGGCUUCACCAUGACAACUGAAAUCCCUUUCAAGGAAGUGAUAGAGGCCAUUGCAGAGAGCGCGUUUAAAACCUCCCCCUACCCAGUCAUCCUCUCCUUCGAGAAUCACGUAGACUCCACACGACAGCAGGCUAAGAUGGCCGAUUACUGCCGCUCUAUAUUCGGCGACGCGCUACUCAUUGAACCGCUGGAGAAGUACCCGCUGGUCCCAGGUCAGCCACUGCCCAGCCCUCAGGAGCUCAUGGGCAAGAUCCUGAUCAAGAACAAGAAGAAGCAUGAGCACCGCACAUGGAACGGAGGCAGCGUCAGGCGCAGGCCAGGAGAGGGAGCCGAAGAGCAAGCCUUACCUCCCAAUGACUGUUCGUUGUCUGAAGGGGAGACAAGCCAAAUCAUGUCCAAUGGGGGCGAGAAUCUGGCAGAGAGGCUUGUCAAAGACGGCGAUAUCCGCAAGUCCAUUGAUCGUGGAGAUGGAGAGAGUGAUGAAGAGGAGGAGGAAGAGCUUGUGACAGACCCCAAAAAACACCUCUCUGAUGAGGGAACAGCAUACAGUGAAGUGAACGCUACCGAAGAGAUGUCCACGCUGGUGAACUACAUCGAGCCAGUCAAAUUCAAAUCCUUCGAGGUCGCAACACAGAGGAACAAGUAUUUUGAAAUGUCCUCCUUUGUGGAGACCAAAGGUAUGGAUGCACUGAAGAAUUCACCCAUCGAAUUUGUGGAAUACAAUAAGAAACAGCUGAGUCGGAUCUAUCCCAAAGGCACACGCGUGGACUCCAGCAACUACAUGCCUCAGCUCUUCUGGAACGUGGGCUGCCAGAUGGUGGCCCUCAACUUCCAGACGCUCGAUCUGCCCAUGCAGCUCAACAUGGGCGUGUUUGAGUACAACAGCCGCAGCGGCUACCUGCUGAAGCCCGAGUUCAUGAGGCGCACAGACAAACACUUCGACCCCUUCACGGAGACCAUAGUGGACGGCAUCGUGGCCAACACAGUCAAGAUCAAGAUUGUGUCGGGGCAGUAUCUGAGUGAUAAGAAGGUGGGCGUGUACGUGGAGGUGGACAUGUUUGGGUUGCCUGCAGACACCAAGAGGAAAUACCGCACCAAAACGUCCAAUAGCAACUCGAUGGACCCGGUCUGGGACGACGAACCUUUUGUCUUCGUUAAGGUGGUAUUACCCACACUGGCAUCUCUGAGGGUCGCUGUUUUUGAGGAGAAUGGAAAGUUCAUAGGUCAUCGAGUUUUGCCAGUAGUAGCUUUACGGCCAGGGUACCAUUACAUUAAUCUGAAGAAUGAACUCAAUCAGCCUCUCUUGCUGGCCUCUCUGCUGGUAUACAAUGAAGUCCAGGACUACAUCCCCAACCGGCACCAAGUGUAUGCUGAGGCUCUGACCAAUCCAAUCAAACAUGCACUGGACCAGAGAGACAGGCAGCUGGCCGUGUUCAUGGAAGACAACAAUGAGUUGCGAAUCCAGGCGAAGCAGGAUGAGGGAGAGAAAUCAGACCCUAGUGCCAUGAGCACUAUAGACUUCCAGUGCAUCAUGCCAUCUCCAUCUAUCCCCCCGAUGGUGGCUGAGGUCAUGUAUGGAACAGGCCAGAAAGAAGACCUGGUCCACAGUAUAUUAACAGUGAUAGAGCCUCAGUCCAUAGAUGAUUUCAGGAAACAUAAGUCCUAUAUGAAGCUGAUGAAGAAGCAGUGCAAAGAACUGAAGGAACUACGCCAGAAGCAUCUCAAGAAGGUGUGGGCCCUCAGCAAGGAGCAGAAGACGAAGAAUACCCAGCCUAACACGGAUAUCCAGAGACGCAAGAGUCAAGUGGAGAGAAAACUCCGCAUCAGUGUAAAGAAAAACGAGCCUGAGGAGGCAGCGCAGGGAGAGAUGGAGAAGCAGGCGGUGCUGCUCAGGGAGUGGCAGAUGCAGGAACUGGUGGAACUCCGCAAAAAGCAACAGCAGCUGGAGAAAGAGAAAAAGCUCACUCACAUCAAUGAGUCACAUCAGAAGCUAAAAGAAAUUGCUCAGGAAUGCCAGUCAGCCCAAAUAAAGAAACUGAAGGAGAUGUGUGACAAAGAGAAGAAGGACCUCCAGAAGGUCCUGGACAGAAAAAGGCAGAACAGCAUCAUGGAGGCCAAGAAAGGGGACAAAGAGAAGGCGGAGUCUGAACUGACUGAGAUCAAUAGGAAACACAUCCAAGAAUCUGUGAGCUUAAUCCUCAGGAUGGAUGAAAGUCAGGAGAAGCGUCAGGAAAGGCUGAAGGUGCAGCACAGGGAAAUCUUCCAGGAGCUGGAGGAGGACCUGCCCCUGCAACAGAAGAGUUUGGAGCGGGAAUGCUUGGCGGAGCUCCAGCGCGUUCCCGAAGAGAUCUGCUGCUACCUGCAGGGGGAGCUGGAGAGCAAAGGUCUCCGCAGCGACGCGCUCUUCAGUCAGCUCCCCAGUCUGGAUAACGCCGGGUCGGGAUCGGGCCCAUCCUCCACCUGCAGCACCCCCUCUUUGUCCUCCCCCAGUCACAGCUGGAGCCAAAGCCUGGACCACAGCACCUCGCUGGGAGACUCCUCCUCCUCCAGCACGCCCGCGACGUCCGAGUCCGAGCUCACGGCCGUGUGACUGCUUUAGUCUGACCGCUUCUCUCCUUCAUCACUCCCUCGCGCUCUCCUUUUGCAUUCGUUCUCUCGUGUUUCCCACUGGAUUGUGAUAGAAAUAGUCUUACUAAAAGGUGUAUAAAUGUUUUUAAUGGAUUUGGUUUUUUUUGGGUUUUUUUACAGUUUAAUUUUUUUCUUUUUUUAUCUCACACACACAGACACACACUUGCACCUUCCACAACUGGUUUGAGUUCUCUUCACUGCAAAUGGUCUCACUGGGUUUCAUCUGGAAAGUCUACAUUUCUUUUGAUCAUUAGUCUUUUAUGAAUGCGUUUCUUUCUUUUAACCAAAGUUAUGUUUGUAGCCAAAACUAUAAUGGAUUGUUCUCUAGCUUUAAUUACGCGGGCAGUCAUACAUACUGAUGCCUGUGUGUCAAGCAUUUGUGCAAAGGAGGGAGUUUUAAAGAGACAAUCUUAUUUAUUUAUGUGGCGCGGGAGGCCUGGGGAGCAUUAACUGUAGUACGCCGAGUCAUCCUGCAGGUGGCAGUGUAGCUUUAACGUUACCGUAGGUUACUUGUGACUAUAAUGCUUAUCUAGGAUAAUGCUUAAUCUGAAUGGUACUUGUUUACAUAAUGAUGCGCAGAUGGCCAGUCCUAUAAGACAACUGCCCUCCCUCCAUACAAUAAAGUUAAUUCUCACUACAUAUUUCUGCAAUAGGCAAAAUGCAUUGAUAUAAUGGGUAUUUUACUGCAUGAUUGUGUGUACGUGUGUACGUGCAUGUGUGUAUUCUUGCAGAGGGGUGUGUGUGUGUGUGAAUAGUGAUUAGUGAUUCUGGUCAUUUUGUUUUUAACUUCUCACCUUAAUCUUAAUUUUUAGGUACAAACCCCCCAAUCAUCUUUCUUCCUCUGUCUCUCUGCAUCCCUCCCUAUUCUGUCUCCCCUCUCCCUCCAUCUGUGUGUCUCACCGUUCCCUCCAUCUCCCUGUCUGUGACACGGUUUAUUCUAAUCCUUCCUUUCUAAUUCAGUGUGUAAUUGAUGUGCUGAUCCUCUGCACUGUGCUCCAUCCAAACCACUACCAUUUUGGAAGCUUGGCAGUGUUUACCUUUCGCCUCGUGCCACCCUCAACCUGCCACAAAGUGGCAAGCAGACCCAACAAAUCAUGUCCCCAUCUCAUUCAGACCUUGCGAGGGACGUGCCAAAAUCUGGAUCUCAAGCCAUGGAACAGUCGAAUGGAAAAGCCUUCGUGGUAGUCAGAGGUCGAGGCUCAGUCUCAUAACCGUGUUGUGUAAUAGACAGAGAAGUGCAGUACAUCUGAGCCGAGUGCCGUUGGGAUUUAUAGCGUGGAACGGAUUGGAUUUGACCUCUCAUUUAAGGAUUCAUCUUUAUCGUGCUCUGUGGUAUUUAUCCGUAAUCUUCGUUAAUGGAUGAGAGCCUCUUUUUAAGUAAACAGACUGCAGCUCCUUUUCCUGUUCCUCUCCAUUAUGCGUUCUUUUUCACACCUUUUCCUUAUGCCCCAUUAUCUCUUCUACUGCUCCAGUCUUCACCCCCCACCGGUCAUCAAACAUCUAUAAUUACACGUGAUUGUGUGAAUGAUGACACACACAGUUAGUUUAAUCAGCCAUUUUGCAGUCCAUUUGUGUGGAGCAUCUAAAUGAUUCAGCUGUUGAUACAGAGAUGGUCCUUGCUCGUCAGAGCAGAGUUAAGAGACUGCUUGCCUUUAAAACCAUAGAGAAAGUUUAGAUUCAAAGGUCCUUUAGGGCUGAACCAGGAUUUUGGCAGGAAAUCCUGUGAAACCUUAGACCACCAUCCCAUGCUAAGAAGAAGGCUGUUGUGUGUCUGUGAGAGUAGACCAGUGCUAUAGGGAAAGCCACUGGGGGGGGAAUAAUCCAGGGCUAAGGAGAAGGCUGUGGGUGUGUGGGUGUGUGUGGUCCAUUGCUAAGGGAAAGCCACCAUGUGGGUAUGGGUGUAUCCAGUUCUAAGGGAAGGUCAUUGUGGGUGGGGGGUGUAGUCCAUUGCGAAAGGUAAGGCUGUCGUGGGUGUAGGAGACGGGCAAGAAUGUUCAUGGCAGCAGCUGAGGACUCCCCGUCUCCAUGUAACCUGAUGUCUUUAAUAAUGUGGCCAAAGGUUUAAAUGCCCAUCUAAAUGGGGAAAAUGGUACUGUUUUAUAAUGUAUGAUGAGAAUUUUUGUUGGUAUAGAUUCUUUAAAAUAUACAUUUAAUUUUUGUAUAUGAUCUUGGGUUUUAAAUAUGGCUGUUAUGUCAGUAUCUUAAAUACGAAUGGUGACAUUGAUUGUGGAUCAUGUUAGUCAUGAUUUUAUGUGAGUUCUACUACUGACUAGAGGGGAGAGUUCCAGGUGAUGUGUGGUGUGUUAUUACAUAUGAGGGAACCUUCAGAGUAUAAUAAAGAUGUCAACUUUUAGUACCUGUCCUACAAAGUUUCCACAACAAACAAGCAGUCCAGUUCUCUCUCCAAACCCUCAAACACAUCUAUCAUUGUAUUCAUGAGUGGGAAACUUCUAACACAUCCAAGCCCCCAAGCAGUCUACUUUUCACUGUUCUUUUAAAUGUUUGUGUAAAAUUGCAUGUGCCACAGCUGAUAUUGGUCUUCAUUUUGCUUUUAUGAACUCUGGAACUCCUGUGGAUAGUAAAUCCUUGUGCUUGUGGAGACACUAAAGACAGCAAGUUUUUCUUCAUAUAAACAGCAGCCCUUGUGGUUCUUGUACAUUUUAAGAGUUUCAUAUUCAAUUGUUCCUAAGGCCAGACACCAGAGACAUGGAAAAAUCGAAUUACUUUGUUACAUUAUUUAACUGUGUUGUAAUUGGUUAAAUUCUUAUAUUCGUCAGGAUUUUUUUUUCUUUUCCAUUUUAACAUUGGUGCACUUUUAUUUUUCUUCCCUUUAUCUUUUGAUUUUUUUUUGUUUGUUUUUUUUUUUGCUUUUUGUUUUGUUUUUAACAUAUGUAUUGUAGAGAUAUUACAAACAGAUUGAAUAUCUGUUCUGUAGAUCCAGUCUGAUGGAUUCAGCACAAUACGUAGUUAAGUACAGUUAAGACAUAUUUAAGUAGUACUUCUUGCCAUUCUUAUUCUUAAAGGUAGAAGAAUGGUUUGGCUGACAUAAAGAGAACAGUGUUGUAGCCUAUUUCUGUAAACCACAGAUAGGAGUUCCAAAGCAAGCCUGAACAAGCCUGGACUGACGGCAGAAUGGCUGCUUCCCCGAGACUCAUAGAUUAAGCCAAGUGCAUGUGAUUUUUCCUAUCUCUCUAUCUCUUGCUUUUUUUCUCUCCUACUCUCCACCUUCUGCGUUUCCUGAUCUUUCUUACUGAAACACUGUAAGUAGAGAAAUGCUGGUCUGGAUUGUGAAAGGGAACAAUUAUAGCUCUGGGUGUAAGUUUUAUUGCCUCGGUGGGAUGAUGUAUGGAACUGUACAUUCAAUAAAUAGAAGAUUUUGUCAGAAA